GUAGGGCCCUCUGUAUGUGUGUGUGCGUGCGUGUGUCAAGAAGUUUUCAGACUCUUCCUCGGUCGCGUCUGCACCGUCUGUUAUCUUCAACGAAACCCAAUUUACAGUUCACAUUUAAACGGGGACCGUAGAGGAAGGAGACGUGUGCGAGUGACUCGGACGCAGCCAUGGCGGGCGUGUAUGGAUGGGGCAUGACCCAGCUCAAUCCAGUCCAAACAACCCCUUUCAUAGAGAUCAUUGAGCAGCCAAAGCAGAGGGGCAUGAGGUUUAGGUACAAGUGUGAGGGACGUUCAGCCGGCAGCAUCCCCGGAGAGAAGAGCAACGACACCACUAAGACUCACCCAGCCAUCAAGGUGCACAACUACAGCGGCCCACUGCGUGUUCGCAUCUCGCUGGUCACGAAGAACCCGCCGCACAAGCCACACCCCCAUGAACUGGUUGGGAAGGACUGCAAACACGGCUACUAUGAGGCUGACCUGCAGGAGAGACGGAUACAUAGUUUUCAGAACCUGGGAAUACAGUGUGUGAAGAAGAAGGAUGUGAACGAGGCCAUCACGUGCCGACUGCAGACUAACAAUAACCCCUACAACAUUCCCGAGGCGAAGGUGUGGGAGGAGGAGUUUGACCUGAACUCUGUUCGGCUCUGCUUCCAAGCCUCCAUCACUCUGCCCACAGGAGAGCUGUUUCCUCUGGAGCCUGUCGUAUCACAGCCCAUUUAUGACAACAGAGCCCCAAACACAGCUGAGCUGAAGAUCUGCCGAGUCAACCGCAACUCCGGGAGCUGCAAAGGAGGGGACGAAAUCUUUCUGCUGUGUGACAAAGUGCAAAAAGAAGACAUCGAGGUGCGUUUCUUCCAGGACUCCUGGGAGGGAAAAGGCACCUUCUCGCAGGCUGAUGUCCACAGGCAGGUGGCCAUUGUUUUCCGCACCCCGCCGUACCGCGACACUAACCUCUCCGAGCCCAUUAGAGUCAAGAUGCAGCUCCGCCGGCCCUCCGACCGCGAGGUCAGCGAGCCGAUGGACUUCCAGUAUCUGCCCAGUGACCCAGAUGAAUACAAACUGAGUGAGAAGAGAAAGCGCACAGGUGAUAUGUUCCAGAGCCUGAAGCUGGGGCCCAUGCUGUCCAGUGUGAACUUGCCACAAGAUAGACGACACAUAAGCUCAGCAAGGAGAACAGUCACACUCAAGCCUCCAGCAAUGAACGCACAAGCUGCAGCGGUGGUGCCCCCUUGUGCCAGUGCAGUGAAACCCCAGCCUUCCUACUCUUUUGUUCAGCCCGGCCAGCUCUUCUCAGUCCAGCCUAAGGUCGAGGCCUCCCCCUCCAUCUCAACUGUGACAAUAAACCAAACGUGGAAAAACAUGGAGAGCCUGAAGCUGGGCCCACAGCCCAAAGCCACUCCCGUGGCCAACUUCAUAAUGAGCCAGGCACCAUCGUCCUCCUCUUCCUCCUCUACCACCACCUCCACCGCCAACCAGGACUACUCCACUGUCAACCUGUCAGAACUUCAUGAAUUCUUCCCCGGAAUUUCCUCUGCUAUGGCCCAGGAGCCCUCGGCUUCUCAGGGAAGCACAGCCUCCUCACAUGCCGCCUUCAACCUCCACGGCUCUCAGUUCAGGGUGGACGCACCACUGGUGGAGGAUGAUAUCCCAGAGUUCCCCAGCUUUUCUGAAGCACAGGCACAAGGAACCCUGGACAGCUUAAACAUGGAUGACUUUGAGGACCUCCUGAACCCACCGCUCAUGAGCGUGAGUGGAAAUGGCGCCUUGGUGAUGGCCCAGGCUUCUUGCCAACAAGCUGCGCCUCCCAGCUCCUCGAUUCUCACCCAGAAUAACACAUUAUCCCAGAACACUUCUGCCCCCCCCAAUAACCCCGGAAGCACUUGGAUGAGUUACCCAAACAGCAUCGUCAACUUGCUCCAGAGCGAGGACAUGAUUGUACUCCCGUCCAACAACCACCAGCCCGUCGUGCUGGACGAAUUUGACGAGCUGAUGUCCGCCGACGAGGACCGCCUCAUUUCCAUUUUCAACAGCGAAAGCCAAGCUGGGUUUGUGUCAGGACACCAUGCAUAAAUGUCUUUUAGCAGACGCAUCCACACAGACCACAUGUGCUGCCCCAUGUCGCCUUCAGAGCUAAAAGUCCUUCGCUAAAGACAAAAAGGAAACUAAACUAAAGGUGGAUAUGAAGGGCUGGAGCAGACAGAAUGUAGCAAAAAGUGCUCACUGAGGAAAUGCGUAUUGAAAUACCCAUAAAGACUGUUUGUGGUAUUCGAUUAGUGUGUUUAGCCGGGCUUUAUAUGAUAAAAUAUAAAAACCCUGGGCAGAGCAUAAAGAGAUUUCAUCACCCUUGUUAAACCUUUGUUUAGCAUCAAUUAUUAACUGCUUUAGCCACUGUGUCCACCUGAUGGAAUUCUUAUCCAUUGACAAUGUUGGAUUUAAUAAGACAAUCCACUUCAAAAUGUUUUCCUUUUGAGGUUCUUUAGUGGCACAUGUAAAGCAUAAAAUGUGUAUGUUUGUUUAUUUUUUAUUUUUUCCUUAUAAACACAACAGCCGGUAUAUCUCAGUCACGUUUUAAUCCAGUGUCGAAGCAAAUCUAUGCAAUCAUUUUAUACAUCCCUUUAUAGUUCUUUGUAACUUAAAACUCCUGUAAACUUUUUUUAAAUUUAAAAUGUUGUGCUCUGACAGACAUCACAGAUCGAGAUGGUUGCUUUGCUCAAGUGUCAUUGAACUUUUCCGGCGUCCCAUCAGACUUCACCCAAUCAGGACGCAGUCCUCUCUUAUUGUGAAGCGAUGGUGCGUUCCAGUUGUAGUUGUGGGACGUUGGAAUUUCACCGUUUCUUGUUAGAAGUGUCAACUGGAACGUCCCCUCUAGUUGUAUUUUUCGCCUCAGUGGUAGAAACACGCUACUUUCACUGAUGAUUGCAAUUCUGUCUUAUUUGUUUCACAUCAAGUAAGUUGUUCACAAAGUACUGUUCAUGGACAUGUUGUCAUGCGUUGUCUUCGACUGGAGCUCUGCGUACAUGCUUUUCCUCCGAUCUUCGGAACCGGACUGCUGUCAAUUCGAAGGUGACGUCACUCCCAGUUCCGGCUUUGGAUGUAGAUGGACUAGUCUGCUUGUCGGUGACUAAAUGCGCCACCCCUCACCAAACGUGUUCCAUUAGGUGACACAGGAAGAAGAAAGGGGCAAUGCUAAUGAACAGAUGACAGCCAUUAACAGCAGCUUUCAUAGAAUGACUUUUUCUGAAGGGCAGCAACGACUGUAACACCUGUGUCUUUACCCAGAUGCCUUUGUUGAGACUCUCAACAAUAUGUAGUAAUGUUGUAGAAAACAAAUGAAGGUGUAUCUGUAAAUGAUUAUCAUAAAGGCAACAUUAAUAAGUA
This is a messenger RNA of Solea solea (common sole), 3377 nucleotides long. It is a transcript of the gene rela, whose product is annotated as v-rel avian reticuloendotheliosis viral oncogene homolog A. Gene Ontology annotation, molecular function: DNA-binding transcription factor activity, RNA polymerase II-specific; RNA polymerase II cis-regulatory region sequence-specific DNA binding. Gene Ontology annotation, cellular component: cytoplasm. Lineage: Eukaryota; Metazoa; Chordata; Actinopteri; Pleuronectiformes; Soleidae. The transcript is spliced from 11 exons. The record is from RefSeq and is a predicted model, not a curated record. Bases 168 to 2069 code for a protein of 633 amino acids. Gene Ontology annotation, biological process: inflammatory response; non-canonical NF-kappaB signal transduction; canonical NF-kappaB signal transduction.